Molecule: messenger RNA, 9183 nt
Organism: Equus quagga
Lineage: Eukaryota; Metazoa; Chordata; Mammalia; Perissodactyla; Equidae
Gene: ATP8A2
Product: ATPase phospholipid transporting 8A2
Exons: 37
Coding region: 1-3567 (1188 amino acids)
Biological process (GO): neuron development; phospholipid translocation
Cellular component (GO): plasma membrane
Molecular function (GO): ATP binding; ATPase-coupled intramembrane lipid carrier activity; ATP hydrolysis activity
Source: RefSeq, a predicted model, not a curated record
AUGCUCAGCAGCUCCGGCCUGGACAAAGCGCUUAAGAUGUCCCUGCCCCGAAGGUCGCGGAUCCGCUCGUCCGUUGGACCUGUACGUCCUUCUUCGGGCUAUAAGAAGGCAGAUGAUGAGAUGUCCCGGGCCACGUCUGUUGGAGACCAGCUGGAGAUACCAGCCCGCACCAUUUACCUCAACCAACCGCAUCUCAACAAAUUCCGUGACAACCAGAUCAGUACGGCCAAGUACAGCGUGCUGACAUUUCUACCUCGAUUCUUGUACGAGCAGAUUAGAAGAGCUGCUAAUGCCUUCUUCCUCUUCAUUGCCUUAUUACAGCAAAUUCCCGAUGUAUCUCCAACAGGAAGAUAUACCACCCUGGUGCCAUUGAUCAUUAUUUUAACAAUCGCAGGCAUCAAAGAGAUUGUGGAAGAUUUUAAGCGACAUAAGGCAGACAAUGCAGUUAACAAAAAGAAAACGAUAGUGUUGAGAAAUGGUAUGUGGCAUACCAUUAUGUGGAAAGAGGUGACGGUGGGAGACAUUGUGAAGGUCGUCAAUGGGCAGUAUCUUCCAGCAGACAUGGUCCUGCUAUCCUCAAGUGAACCUCAGGCAAUGUGUUAUGUCGAAACAGCUAAUCUAGAUGGGGAGACGAACCUUAAAAUACGUCAGAGUUUGAGUCACACCGCCGACAUGCAAACGAGGGAAGUACUGAUGAAGUUGUCUGGGACCGUAGAAUGUGAAGGGCCCAACCGCCACCUCUAUGACUUCACGGGAAACCUGCACUUAGAUGGGGAAAGCCCUGUUUCCCUUGGGCCUGACCAGAUCUUAUUAAGAGGUACACAGCUUAGGAACACUCAGUGGGUCUUUGGCAUAGUUGUUUAUACUGGACACGACACCAAACUCAUGCAGAAUUCCACCAAAGCACCUCUCAAGAGAUCAAAUGUUGAGAAAGUGACCAAUGUGCAGAUCCUGGUGUUGUUUGGCAUCCUCUUGGUCAUGGCCUUGGUGAGCUCGGUGGGGGCCCUUUACUGGAAUGGGUCUCAAGGUGGAAAGAACUGGUACAUCAAGAAGAUGGACACAAGCUCGGAUAAUUUUGGAUAUAACUUGUUGACAUUCAUCAUCUUGUACAACAAUCUUAUUCCCAUCAGUCUGUUGGUGACUCUUGAGGUUGUGAAAUACACUCAAGCCCUUUUUAUAAACUGGGACACAGAUAUGUAUUAUCUUGGAAAUGACACUCCUGCAAUGGCCAGGACAUCAAACCUUAAUGAAGAGCUUGGGCAGGUAAAAUACCUAUUUUCUGACAAGACUGGAACUCUUACGUGCAAUAUCAUGAACUUCAAGAAGUGCAGCAUCGCUGGAGUGACCUACGGUCAUUUUCCAGAGUUGACAAGAGAGCCAUCCUCAGAUGAUUUCAGCCGGAUAACUCCUCCCCCUAGCGAUUCAUGUGACUUUGAUGAUCCCAGGCUCUUGAAGAAUAUUGAGGAUCAGCAUCCCACAGCUCCUUGCAUACAGGAGUUCCUCACCCUCCUGGCCGUGUGCCACACCGUCGUUCCCGAGAAGGAUGGAGAUAACAUCAUCUACCAGGCCUCCUCCCCAGAUGAAGCUGCUUUGGUGAAAGGAGCUAGAAAGCUGGGCUUUGUCUUCACAGCCAGAACGCCGUACUCGGUCAUCAUAGAAGCAAUGGGACAGGAACAGACGUUUGGAAUCCUUAAUGUCCUGGAAUUUUCUAGUGACAGAAAAAGAAUGUCUGUGAUUGUUCGAACUCCUUCCGGACAACUUCGACUCUACUGUAAAGGGGCCGAUAAUGUAAUUUUUGAGAGACUUUCAAAAGAUUCAAAAUACAUGGAGGAAACAUUAUGCCAUCUGGAAUAUUUUGCCACGGAAGGCUUGCGGACUCUCUGUGUGGCUUAUGCUGACCUCUCUGAGAAUGAUUAUGAAGAGUGGCUCAAAGUCUAUCAAGAGGCCAGCACCAUAUUGAAAGACAGAGCUCAACGACUGGAAGAGUGUUAUGAGAUCAUCGAGAAGAAUUUGCUGUUACUGGGAGCCACAGCCAUAGAAGAUCGCCUUCAGGCAGGUGUUCCAGAAACCAUAGCAACUCUGUUGAAGGCAGAAAUUAAAAUCUGGGUGUUGACAGGAGACAAACAAGAAACUGCAAUCAAUAUAGGAUACUCCUGCCGGUUGGUGUCACAGAAUAUGGCCCUUAUUCUGCUGAAGGAGGAUUCUUUGGAUGCAACAAGGGCAGCCAUUACUCAGCACUGCACUGACCUUGGAAAUUUGUUGGGCAAGGAAAAUGACGUGGCCCUCAUCAUCGAUGGCCACACUCUCAAGUACGCGCUCUCCUUCGAAGUCAGGAGAAGCUUCCUAGAUUUGGCGCUCUCCUGUAAGGCGGUCAUCUGCUGCAGAGUGUCUCCUCUGCAGAAGUCUGAGAUAGUGGAUGUGGUUAAGAAGCGGGUAAAGGCCAUCACCCUUGCCAUCGGGGAUGGUGCCAAUGAUGUUGGGAUGAUCCAGACAGCCCAUGUGGGUGUGGGAAUCAGUGGGAACGAAGGCAUGCAGGCGACCAACAACUCGGAUUACGCCAUUGCACAGUUUUCCUACUUGGAGAAGCUCCUGUUGGUUCACGGCGCCUGGAGCUACAAUCGGGUGACCAAGUGCAUAUUGUACUGCUUCUACAAGAACGUGGUCCUCUACAUUAUUGAGCUUUGGUUCGCCUUUGUUAAUGGAUUUUCUGGGCAGAUUUUAUUUGAACGUUGGUGCAUCGGCUUGUACAAUGUGAUUUUCACCGCGUUGCCACCCUUCACUCUGGGGAUCUUCGAGAGGUCUUGCACUCAGGAGAGCAUGCUCAGGUUUCCACAGCUCUACAGAAUCACCCAGAAUGCCGAAGGCUUCAACACAAAGGUUUUCUGGGGUCACUGCAUCAACGCCUUGGUCCACUCCCUCAUCCUCUUCUGGUUUCCCAUGAAGGCGCUGGAGCACGAUACUGUGUUGGCCAAUGGUCAUGCCACAGACUACUUAUUUGUUGGAAAUAUUGUUUACACGUAUGUCGUUGUGACUGUUUGUCUGAAAGCUGGUUUGGAAACUACAGCUUGGACUAGAUUCAGUCAUCUGGCUGUCUGGGGAAGCAUGCUGAUCUGGUUGGUGUUUUUUGGCAUCUACUCAACCAUCUGGCCUACCAUUCCCAUUGCUCCAGAUAUGAAAGGACAGGCAACUAUGGUCCUGAGCUCUGCACACUUCUGGUUGGGAUUAUUUCUGGUUCCUACUGCAUGUCUGAUCGAAGAUGUGGCAUGGAAAGCGGCCAAGCAUACCUGCAAGAAAACGUUGCUGGAGGAGGUGCAGGAGCUGGAAACUAAGUCCAGAGUGAUGGGAAAGGCGAUGCUUCGGGACAGUAAUGGAAAGAGGGUGAACGAGCGCGACCGCCUGAUAAAGAGGCUCGGCAAGAGGACGCCCCCCACUCUCCUCCGGGGAGCCUCGCUCCAGCAGAGCGUCCCGCAUGGGUAUGCCUUCUCUCAAGAAGAGCAUGGAGCUGUUACUCAGGAAGAAAUAGUCCGUGCUUAUGACACUACCAAAAUGAAAUCGAGGAAGAAAUAAGACGUGAAUUUUCUUGAUUGAUCCUAGGAAAGAGAUGUGGUUUGUUGCACCCAGUGUUAACACAUCUUUUUUGGGAACGGACUGGUGUCAGCAGCCAAAACACCAGAAAACACAUUUCUGUGGCCUUAGCCAACAGUUUGUUAGUUAUAUAUUCCCUCGCAACCUGGAGUAUACACCGCAGGGGAAGCCAUUUUUUUCCUUCCAGUUUGUCUGCAGUGCUUGGCCUAACUUUUGUUUACGUUGUUAUGAAGCAUUCAACUGUGCUCUGUGAGGUGUGAAAUUAAAAACAUUAUGUUUCUCCAAUAUUUAAACAUCAGUACUAGUUGUUCUGGGAGAAAGGUAAAAGAGUUUUAUGUUGCGUGAGAAAUCCAUCUCAAGGAAUUGGCGAGGGGGCACACAGCUUCCUGUUUUGUUAACGCACACAGUUAAGUCCACCAGGCAGCAUGUAAACUUCACUCUAGGCAGGUUGCUGCCUGGCUUUGAUUCCUAUUUUGUUUGUAUGAAGUUGGCAUAAACUUCUUAAUUGUGAUGAAAUCACAAAAAUAUAUAUCUGGGAGUAAACCUAAGAACGUUUUAUUUGAACCUCUUAGCCGCAUUCCCAGCAGGGCAAACCAAUUGGUGUUCCAACAGAGUUUUCCCCACCCUUCCUGGGUUUCCUUCUGGCCUGUCCUCCCGUUGCUGCCCAGGCAUCUCUCGUGCUCAGAUCUCGUGCAUGGCUGGCCACUGGGCUCAGUGCAUGGCAGCUGCGGGGCAACGACCCAGAUCUGCAUUCUUCCUUGUUCUACGGCAGUUUUAGAUAUGGAUGCAAAAAUCCCUUCUUCCACUGCCCUUUUCCUGCUAUAACUAAAGAAAAGAAACAUAGCUGUUCUGCAUAUAUUCUAGAUGUUUAUCUGCCUCUUUCUGACAACAUGGAAGCCUGAGGGUGAGGGUGGUGCUAGAACCGCUUGGCACUCCCUGCCCUCGUCAGGCUCUUGAUGCUCAUUUCCCAGCCUCCAGACCACUGGACCUUUGGCAUUUGUACAAAUUAGAACUCACGCUUGUUUUCUUGAGAGUUACGUUUUGGAUUUUCACUAUUGGGAAACAAAUUAAUUUCUCGCAUGUCUCCCCAGCGCAGGAAAACAGCUGUCACUCUGUAGCUCUAGAAUCAGAGGAUGAGUGACCCAGAUGGGAGCACAAGGGACAGUGCGGGCGGUGAUUGAAGAAGGACAUCAAAGUGGAAAGUGAGAAUGACACAGAGACCCUGGGAGGAGGACGUAGAGGACAUUUCCAGCCAAAUCUCCUCAGUAGAAAUUCUGAAAUCAAACCCUGAAGCCCAGACAGUUUAAAUUGAAAAGAAUUCCAAACAUUUCAGGGAACCGCCCUUUUUAUAUUGACAAGAUUUCCUUCCUCGUCCAGGUAGAGUUAGAUCCAGGCACCUCUCUGAAUGUGAAGUGUCCUGAAUCAGAGACAAAGAAGGGAAGUGCUGAGUCCUGACUUUCCAAACUGAAGAGUCCCCAGUCUCAGUCUGGACAGAACCUGGAGCCUUGAAUAAGCUACCAGCCUGGAGGCACGUUCUCUCUUCUCUGCUUCGGUUGCCAAACCCAAUUUUUGGGUGACUUAACGUAAAUAUAUUUGGGCAGCUGUUGCUGGUUAAAAUGGCAUAAUUCCUUUGGGGAUGGCUGUGCUAAAUUAGGAAAUAAAACAGUAGUGCCCGUGGCUUCCUAACUCUAUUUUCAGAACAUCCACACCUUACUGGGUGUUGAAAUAAUUUAGAGUAUGAUUUGCAUAGACUAAGGAAAUUAAUCCCUCACUUAUGAGGUAACCGGGAUCCAGAGAGUGCUGGAGGGGUAGCAGAACAAUGCAGUUAACAGGUGAGGCUCUGAAAACCCACCACUCCCUCCUCCCCAAGGUGAUAAAAUGUUUUUAAAUACUAGAGCACCCAGCAAGGGGAAUCACGGAAGGACUGCCGUGCAGGAACCAACAACAAAAAUGUGCCUGGAAUUAACACAGCAAACCAAGGUGUGUGUCUUUAUUGCACGCCACGAAAGAGAAGGGCCUAAAUACAGAGGAGAGAGGAAAAUUAAACACAGAGUUGAACUGUUAGGCCUUCUGACUAUUUGGUUUCAUUUGGGAACUAAGCCUGUUUGGAAAGAGGGAAUUCAAACUCGAUUCUUUCUCAAACAGCUCUUUCCUGAAGCCUUCCGAGUCAGAUUUAUGAAUUACAGUGUGUGUUUCUGUUUUGGGCUUUUUCUUUUAUAUUUUACGUUAGAAUACAGUUCAGAUUUGAGAUUUAAGUAUAUUUUCCAAUUCUUUUGAGAAGUAGACUAAACAGUCUUUGCAAUAAUGAAAUAUGCCCACAGAAGAAAACAUUCGAAGGAUGCCUUUCUAUUUAUUCUCUCAUGCGAUUAAGCUAUCUUGUAGCCAGUGACUAAAUGGGGUUUCUAGGAGGAGCAGCUGUCACUCCGUGUGAUGUAUAAUAUUUAGCCGGCGCUGAUUCAGGGGCUGUGUCAGUUGUCCUAUCUUUAAAUUGAGGUCAGAGUGUCACACACAACCCCUCCCCAGGGACCAGCGUGGACUGGACUAAGUUGCAUGCUCUAGCUGUCAGCUCAGUGGAAAUGCCACAUGGGACUUGUCAUUCUGCCACACAGUAAGUGACUCACAGGCUGGCAGGUCAUACUCGGUUAGUGCUCUAGGGCCUAACUUUGGGCUAAAGUGGCAGAAUCCACCCAGGCCGGCCUUGGUCCAGUGUCGCCUGACUUUGGUUUGAGUUUAUGUCCCGUCCUGGCUGACUCUGCAAAAGGAAAAGACCAGCCGUUCUGUGAACUCCGUUCUGAGUUCGGCCACACGCCCACACGAGUCAGUAAGGAUGGCGAUGGAAAGUGCACAUUGAAAAGGGAAGGUGGGGGAAGAGAACAAACCAGCUAUUUCUGCUUGGCUGUCCGGAUUAGCAUUGCAUUGUUGAUCAGAAUGGGCUUUGUAAUAAUUUGGGGUGUAGCUCAUGCGUCAAUCCUGUCUCUUUGCAGAAUAUUCCGGGCUUCUUGGCCAGUGUUACACCUCCCAUCUCCCAACACACGCCCACACAUGUGAUAACCUUUUCUGACUCGGUAUAGCAUACAAAACCUGUGCUUUAGACAAAGGAGAUGCGGUUUCUUUAACACUCAUGGAGUAAUAUCCUAAUACGUGAGCCUGGGUUUCAGCAGAGCGUGGCUGAGAACUCUGUUGAUGUUUUCUUUUCCUUGAUAAGGCUUCAGGUCUUGCUGUAGGGAGCUGACAGUGAAAAUCAGUAAUAGCUUGUCAAGAAGCAGUGAGUAAUGAAAACAAAGUGAGUAUAGGUAACUAAUGUCUGAAAAUGCAGAUGGACCUAUAUAUAUUACAGGCUUUAAGGUUGAAUUUUUUAAAAAGAAAGCCAUAGUCUAUAAUCUCCAUUUGUUCUAACAAUGACCCUUUAUCUUAUUUUUUUGAACCAUAAAGAAGAGACAUCUAUCAUAUUCCUGCUCCUAGGGAUUUAUGUCUUAAACCACAAGUUGAAUAGAAUGUUUGCAAAAGUCUGCUAUAGGAUAAGGUAGUCUUUAGUUCUGAACAUGCACACGCUUCAGCCAGGGUUUGAAUUACUGCCCAGGGUCUUUGUCCCAAAGUAAUUCAAGGCGUGAUUUAGCUUCAGCAUUUGAAAUGUAGCCUUCAUCUCCUGGGAUCCAUAAAAAAUGUGAACAGGGAAACUGUGGUUAAGCAAAGCCUGAAAUAAUAACUUGGCAAAGAAAGGAGUUUAUCAGGUCAAGUUAAAGGAUGGCAUCCCCCAUCAUAGUCAUUGCUUUCUUCACUCAAGGGCUUAAACUAGCAAAUAUAAUAGUGAUGGAGAUAGUGAAAAUAAAGCUGCCCCCCCCACCAAAGAAGGCAUACAUCAGUUGGCUUUGCUGCUGGUUCCUCAUUGGCUCGGGGCAGUUGUUUGUCUCAGUCUAUCCUUGGGGGAGAUUACCGAGCCUCACACUAGCCAUUUUUCCAUCUUGAAGGGCAAGGAGGACAAUUAGAAGGGUUUCCGAUGGGUCAGAGAGGUGAGGGCCCACGAUCCCCCAUAAUAACAUAUUAAGAAGUAUUCCUGCAAGGAGUGGAUCUGGAAUACUCUACUUAAUGUGUUGUACUCUUCAUUUGUUUUUCUCUCAGCCUCCCAUAUUGUCCAACAGUACGCAUUUUCAUUCCCUUUUACCUAACAAGAACUUCAUUUAAUGCCAAACCUCCAACUAGUCUUCUGUUUAAAGCUCGCUCUCAGUUGGGUGUGAGGGGUUCGUGAAUGGGGCGUGUGAGCUCGAGUGGGAAGAAAAGGCUUCUGAGCCAACAGAAGUCUAGGUGGCCAGGAGUUGCAAAACAAAUGGGAACAGAAAACACUGGGCACACUCACCUAUCACCCCACCCCGAGCCUAAUCCAUAGCUGUUAACUCUGACAGGCACCUCUGCUCCCUGCUGAGGGGACACAGAAGACUGAUUUUCUCUGCCCCAGGCUGGCCCGUUUUCAGGUAACAAUCUCUUGCCCUCGUUGCCUUAGAGAUAUCUCCUCUGCUCUUUCUCCCAGGCAUCAGACCAAGAAAAACAUGCUCAGCAGAUUAGCCCUGACCUGGCUAAAGAAAGAAAGGAGACCUGUUCGCUUUAAAAGUCAGGAACAAAGUGUCAGGUGGCUUUGAUUUAUGGCAGAAAUAGGAAGAAGAAAGUUGAAGUAAUAGCACUAUCCAAAUAAACCCGCCCAGGAACCCCAGGGGUCAAGAGAGCUUAUCAAGAGCCGCUUAGAGGCCAGCUCCUCAGUACGGAAGAGAAAGGGCCAGAAAGAGGGAGAAAGCCAAAGAUUAGGAUGCGAACCACUUCCAAUGGGCUUGGGUUUAGCUGUAUUCUAAAGACAGCUUGGAAUGCAGCUGCAGGUGGAUCAAUACACACCAGCAAAAAAACUGGGAAAAAAAAAAAGAGUUUCUCCCCUUCCAACAAGAUCCCCACACAAGGAAAUACUUUUCUGGUUUUUCAUGAAUAAAAUCAGUGCCAGUGCUGACGCUUCCUCCACCCUCCCUCCCCCGUUGCUGGUGGCCGCUGGAUUCAGGAGUGUGCCAUGCUGCUGCCCUCGCAGCCUCCCCCUGAAGGGCAGUGCAGGCAGCUGCAGCAGGCAAGCAGGGGUGCGGCCCGCAGGGCCAGCGGGAGCAGCAGGUCUGCAGCCUCUGUGGGUCAUCCUUCCUGCAGGUCACUGGAUUGCUGUUUGAAGGCAACAUCUUUGUGGUGUCUUUCUCAUGCAAGCAAAGCCCAGCGCUCUCCUGUCUGCUGUCACAUCUAUGCUCAGAUUGCUUAAACAUUGUUUGCGACAGGGAGGUUUUAAUCUGGUUAUGCAGAGACGCGGGCUAUGGGGGCACGUUUAAUUGGCUCCCAGCAGAGCAGCGAGUGCUACGGAGUGUGGGGUUUUGUUCCCUCCCCCUAGAAGUGUUACCAUUUUCAUGUCCUAUUAAUGUCCUCUGGUUGUUAACUUACAGCAGCACAUUAUAGUGGAGCUGGGUUCCCUCCUGGAGUGAAUACAAAUGAAGGACAUUUACUUGUAUUUUUAGAGGUUUUGAAAAAUGUAGUGAUUUGUGGCUUUGAUCAAUCCUGUUGACUGGUGUAUGUCUGCACAAA